This is a messenger RNA of Closterium sp. NIES-67, 5384 nucleotides long. The record is from the annotation of a GenBank genome assembly. NCBI's taxonomy places the organism in Eukaryota, Viridiplantae, Streptophyta, Zygnematophyceae, Desmidiales, Closteriaceae.
AGGGUUCCUGGUAUAGUUGUGCUGACGAGUAGCUCACUCCUUUUGCGCCUCUAGAAGUACAUCAUCGAUACAGACGAUCACAGAAGGACCUGAUCGCCACGGAGGCUUUGCGUAUGGAGCUCGCAUGUAAGCUAAUGACGCCAUUCGCGAUGCGACAGAGUUGGAGUACAUUCGAGUUGGGAACCACGAGGGAUAGGAAUACGAGUUUCCACAUAGACGAAUGCUAGUUCUUCUGGCCGAAUCCGAUUAUUUCACAAACUGCUUGCGAAUGUCCGAGGACUUUGUCUAGAAAUGACCAUCGGAACUUCAUAUCUGGUUGCACUUAACACACGAACUUGGUCUUGCGGUUCUUGCACUUGCGUAAAGGCUGAGUGAGUCAGGAAGAUUGUUUUGCCUCGUCACUCUCCUUCGCCUUCCAUGUCUCGUUUAAACCUGUUCAAAUAGUCUGGCUUCAAGUCGAAUAUCCGAGUUUUUUCGUUUAAGACUCGAUUUGACUCGCCGAAACUUGUAGACCGAUUCUGAAUCGAGUUCCUGUCGAGUUCCCAACCUUAGCCGCAUGUUUUUCUUCACGCGUGUUGAAGCGCCAAAUAGGCAAGCUCGCCACCAGGUUUUCGCGCUCCCAAGAUAUCUUAGCUUUCCCACAAGAUUCCUCGUACGAGCAGCACUUUAAUCUCUCGGCUGAUGCUAUUGUACGAGCAGCUAGUUGUCAAAUCCCCCUUCCCCUCGGAUCCCCCUUUGAAUUCCCUUUUAAUUCCCUCUGAAUCUCCUUCAGAUCGCCUCUAAUCCCCUUCUAUCUUCCUUCAAAUGCCCCUCAAAUUCUUCGUCGAAUCUUUUGUCAAGUCCGAGUCUAGUGAGUCGAGUCCAACCGAUUCUUGGGCCCCAGGCCACCCUUAACUUGAGGGUUCUGGACUUGGACUCGUUGAACAGGUCUAGUCUCGUUGCAUAUCAACCAGAUUGCACCCAUAAGCUCCCCCCUCCCCGUUCUUUAUUUCAGCUCGAAUCCCGACCACAUCUGAUUCGAUUGAAGAUUUUCUCGAUCCUGGGGGUCAUACUUAUUCUUGGAUUUGAGGAUUCGGAUUAGUUAGUCAUUCCCAGUUUCCCCUCUCGCCAGUCGUCUCUUAUCCCACUGUCCGGUUUCCCCCUUCCCAAUGCAUCCGCUUUUCCAUUUCUUUCUCCCUUUUCCUACCCGUUUUCCCCCUCUCCUUCAGCUUUCUCUCAAGCAUAAGUGCUCUCAAGGGUCUGGACGACAGUCACUGUCGUUUUCCUCGCGGAGCACAAUGGACAGAGAUCUACCAGAAAAGCGAGUUACGCGAGCUAGCUCGAAACGUGCUGCUGCAAGUUGCAGUCAGAAUCUCGCUCCUCCUGGUGGCGACGUUGGACCCAAUCUUGCGAGUCCUACGGACAUGCGCAACAACUCCGAGCGGGUAGAACGGUCUUGUUCAAACAAAUAUGGCAGGAACGUGUUCUUCCUAGAUGGAAAGCAAAGGGUGGUUGAGUUUACAGUGUCCACAACAGUUGGUGACGUUCUAAAUGGUGUGGCCAGCACUGUCAGCGUGGAGAAGUUUCCAACCUUGGCGCUGUAUCUACAGAGGUACCGCGCCCCCGAUGCGCGCGAUGCACUUUCAACAAGUGAUUAUGUGAGGAUUGAUGAGAAGACCUUGAUGGCGGAUGUGGUGACGGACGUGGCAGGCGUUAGGCAGAGGAGCAAUGGACGAGUGCGGGCAAGACUAUUAUUUCACCAGAAAUUCUCUGGAGUAACCGAUGGGACUAUGACCGAUUUCGUCUUCCUUUAUCUCACAUACACCCAUAUGGAGCAAUUGCGGCAGCAAGCGUUUGUUGGGAGGGACGAGUUGAUGGGGGUGGUGCAGCAGACCUGGAAGGUGGAGGAGCGAUUGCAGGCGGCGGUGAAGGAGAAGGAAGCGCUGCUGGAGCGAUCCAAGGAGGAAACCGCGAGAGUGCAGAGUGAGCUGAAGGCAUUGCAGGAGAGUACGGCUGCAGAGAGGAGUGCGCUGGAGGCCAAGGUGCGGCAGGAGGAGGAGUUGAGGAAGACGGAGACUCAGGUCGCGGCGAGCGAGAGGCAGGCAUGGGAGGCGAGGCUUGGGGACCUCGAGCAUGCCAAGGCGGAGGAGGUAGAGCAGCUGCAGCGGCGUGCUGGUGCGGAGAUGCGUGGGCAGGCAGAUGCGCUGGAGCAGAGCCAGCAGGUGGUGGCGCAACUGCAGGAGCAGGUGCGGCAGAGUGAGGGGCUGCUGGAGCGCUCCUCAGAGCAGACCUCCGAGGCGCGCAGUGCGGUGGAGCGUUCGGCUGCGGAGUCGCGUCGGCUGGCUGAGGCACUGAAGCAGAGCCAGCUGGUGGUGGCGCAACUGGAUGCGCAGUUGAAGAUGAAGGAUGCGCAUCUAGAGCAGCAGGUGCGGCAGAUUGAGGCGCGCAGUGAGACAAGGGCAUGGGAGCAAGAGAGGAGCGAGGCAGCGGCAGAAAUAGCAAGGGCAGUCAGCAGAGCACUGGUGGAGAAGGUGGGAGAUGUUGAGGCACAGCACGGCGCCCUCGAGAGCGCCCUCGCUGCCAAGGAGGCUGUCUGGGCCGAUGAUCGGAGGGCGUUUCUUGAGUCCAUUGAGCGCCUGCAGCGCCAGGAGGUGGAGGCGAAGCAUCUCCAGGGGCAGGCGGAGGCUGGGCAGGAGCAGGCGCUGCAGGAACGCUCCAGGGUGCAGAGCGAGAUGGAGGAGGUGCGGCGACAGGUGGAGGAGAGGGAGAAGGCGGAGGCAGGGCUGCAGGAGGCACUGAAGGAGAAGGAGCAGCAGUUGGAGCGGUCGGUGGAGGAGGCUUCAAGAGUGCGCAGUGAGGUGGAGCGGCUGCAGCAGCAGGCGUCUGCCAGUGGGAACUAUUUAAUGGAGGUGGUGCAGCAGAGCUGGGAGGUGGAGGAGCGGUUGCAGGCGGCGGUGAGGGAGAAGGAAGUGCUCCAGAAUCGCUCCCAGGAGGACACCGCCAGGGCGCAGAGUGAGAGGCAGGGGCUGCGGCAGCACGCGGACGCGCUUACUACGAGGGUGGAGGAGAGCCGCAGGGUCGAGGCUCAGCUGAGGCAGGAGUUGGCGAACGAGAAGCAGCUGAGGGGAGGGGCGGAGGAGAGGGAGGCGCAGCUGAAGGGUGCGGUGGAGAAGGAGGCGGUGCUGAGGAGAGAGGCGGAGGAGAGGGAGACGCAGCUGAAGGGUGCGGUGGAGAAGGAGGCGGUGCUGAGGAGAGAGGCGGAGGAGAGGGAGACGCAGCUGAAGGGUGCAGUGGAGAAGGAGAUGGUGCUGAGAAGAGAGGCGGAGGAGAGGGAGACGACACUACAGGAGGAGUUGAGUGGGAAGGAGGUGCAGCUAAGGUCAGAGGUGGAAGGGAAGGCGGUGCUGCUGGCGGCGGCUUCCGCGGCGCAGCGUGAACUCGAGGAGCUUCGGGAGAAGCUGAGCAAGUUGCAGAGGGAAGCGCUGGAGCGGACGCGUGCAGCUGAGGAAGCGGGGCAGAAGUGGGAGGUGAAGCGCCUUGAAGUCGAGCUAGAGAAUGUUAGAAAGCUCGAUGAGGUUCAGAAGGAGCUGAGCAACACGCGGAGGGAGCUGAGCAACGCACGGGGUGAAGCACUUGAGCAAGCAGGGGCAGCUGGGAAAGAGAAGGAAGCGUUGCUGGAGGAGCUUUGGGGUCUCAGGCUCAAAAUGAAAAGCAAGGAGUUGGCGGUGGCGAAAGAAACGGCUGAAGCGAGGGCAGCAGAAGGAAUGGCAGCAGGGGCUGUGGUGGCAAGCCUCGAAAGGGCGGUGAAGGAGGCAGAACGGUUGGAAGUGGAGUUAAAGGCCUCCAAGAGUUUAGCUGCACAGUACAAGGCAGACAAGGAGGAAUUGGAGCGGGUGUUACAGCAAGAGAGAGCAUCAGCAGCCAAAGCGGAGGAGCUUAGAGGCCAGCUGAGGGAGGCAACAUGUUCCGCAGAAGCUCUGGCAACCCGUGGAAUGGCAGAGGCAACGCUGAGGGAGGAGUUAGAGGAGAAGGAGGCGGAUCUACAGAAGUUUCGCAAGCAAGUGGAGGAGUUGCGUGCAUCGGAGAAGCGGCUCGACGUUAAGGUCAAGGACCUGGAGAAGCAGUACAACGAAGAGGUUUCGAAGCGGAGGAAGCUCCAAGACUCAAUGGGGAGCAUUCGCGGAAUUGUACGGUGCCGCCCGCUGAGUGCUGAGGAGGAGAGUACUGGGCACAUGCCGGUAGUCACGUGCUCGGAUAAGUUCACAGUGGAGCACUCGGGGAAAGAUGGAGAGCUAAACAGCCAUCCCUUUUACCGCGUAUAUGAUCCAACCGCCACCCAAGCCAACGUUUUCGAGAGCGUUGAGGACCUUGUGGAAGCAUCGCUGGACGGAUUCAACGCCUGCAUCCUCGCGUAUGGACAGACUGGGAGCGGCAAGACCUACACCAUGUGUGGGAAUGAGGCACAGCCCGGCCUCAUUCCACUUGCUGUUCGCAAGAUCUUCAACAGUCGUGAUAAGAGCCCUGCCCAUGUGACCAUCGAGGUGCAGGUAUGUAUGCUGGAGCUCUACCUCAAGGAUGUGCUCGACCUGCUGGACCCCAAGGACCCCAAGAACCCAGCGGGCAUCAGUGUGACCGGAAAGAGGCAGGUGAAUCUGAAAAACGUCACUCUAUUUCCAGUGGAAAGCGCGUCAAGGCUGGAGCAGUUGAUUCAAGAGGGAAUUGGGAGGCGGCAAGUGGACGGAACGGAAAUGAAUGCCGCAAGCUCGCGCUCGCACAUGCUACUAAGCAUUGUUAUUAAAACCUACAACAAUUUAACGAAGAGGACCCACACGGGGAAGCUCUCUUUUGUGGACCUCGCCGGGUCCGAAAGUCUCAAGGCGUCGGGAGCACAGGGGAAGCUGGUAACGGAGACCACACACAUCAACUCGGGGCUGUCGUUCCUGAAUCUAGUCAUUCUGGCGCUGAAGAACGGAUACAGCCACAUCCCCUACGGCAACGACAAUCUCACAAGGGUGUUGGCAGAUUCUUUGGGCGGAAACUCAAAGACGCUGAUGAUUGUCAACAUUUCACCAUCCAACAAAUACCUUGAGGAGACAGAGAAGUCGCUAAGUUAUGGCGUUCUUGCGCAAUGCAUCAUCAAUACGGCAAGCAGGAACGUGGGAGCCACAAAGAAGUGACUUUGCUAAGACAGUUCGAGGCAGGUUGGGCUCCAUGUACAUAUACCCACCACACCCUCUUCAGUGUACAGAUAGUAGACUAGUUAGUAUGUGCCAGGGAGAAAUCAAUAAUUAUAUCUGCUGAUUGAGUGGUACACUUAGUUAUAAAAUAACCAAGGUUGGCAGUCGCUGAUCAUAUCAUAAAGCAUGCUGACCUGGCACAUGGGAAUGUUUUCUGGAUGUAUUGGU